AUGGUAGAGAGUAAUCAGAUGCUUGACCAUCGACAUAACUGCGUCACACUCCACCAGAUUCCACAGGUACUGGAAGAUUCGUGCAAUCUCCGCGACACCGAAAGCCUCGCCCGUGCAGGAUCAAGCACCUACUCCCUCCGACCUACCACCGCCACAGACUCUGCAGACUGGUGGACAAGAGAAGUCUGCGCCUGGGGACCUGCCUCAGACGUGAUCACCGAAUAUACAUACACCUGGACCGACUCAGAUGGUUCCAAAACAAGCUCCAUCGGUGAAAUGAGCUCCCCCGGCUCAGUCAAUGCCUUCGGUAUCGAAAUCCGGUGGCAGUCCACCGAUUUUAGCAGCGUACCCGCCACAGCUUCUGCAACAGCCACCCCGGACUCCCCAACACCGACAUCGUCGCAAGACUCUGCAGGAUCAGACAGUUCGUCCGGACUCUCCUCGGGCGCAACGGCAGGAAUCGGGGUUGGCGUUGCCGCUGGUGUGGUUGUUGUGGCGAUUCUCGCGCUGUUCUUCUUCUGGUUCCGGCGACGGAAAGCUAGACAGGUUGCGUCUGUGCAUAUCCCACAAAGCCCGCAUGAUGCAUACCCGCCUAAUGCGUAUGCUCAUGAUAUGUACGGCGACGGUGGGCAAGUGGCCGAACUGUCUGCUACGAGAAAUAAGCCGUUCACCUAUCAAAAAGCGGAAUUGUCUUCUGAAACAGCGGAUGAGACCAGUUGA
This is a messenger RNA of Aspergillus glaucus CBS 516.65, 720 nucleotides long. RefSeq lists its product as uncharacterized. The transcript is spliced from 2 exons. The coding region runs from base 1 to 720 and encodes 239 amino acids. NCBI's taxonomy places the organism in Eukaryota, Fungi, Ascomycota, Eurotiomycetes, Eurotiales, Aspergillaceae. The record is from RefSeq and is a predicted model, not a curated record.